AUGGACGACCUACGGCAGGAAUCAUUCAAGCUGUUACGCGAACCGUGCGUGGACCUCAGCUCAGUAGGCUUACGAUUCCGUGGAAAGCAGGCUUCGGCCUCCGACGUCUCUCGAGCCCUCGAACCCGUGCACCAAGUCUUGGAGAAGCUUGCUGGGAAGAACGCACUCGACGGGAAGCUUGCCGAAUAUGCCUUCUUCCCGCUCUCGCAUAUCUUCAACGAAACACAACGGCUGCCAGCCAGGUGUCUUGAACAAGCGGUACAAUGCCUAAAUUUUCUCGUUGCGGACGGCUGGCGGGAACAACUAUCCCCAUCACUGGGAAAGCAGUUGAUUAUUCUAUUGACGCUGAUCGUUGGAGGGUCUCCAAACAAUGCCGACGGACAGCAUCCUCUCAAGGCGCAGGUUCCGGAAGAGCUCUCCAUUGCUUGUUUUGACUGUCUCCGCGUGAUCUUUGAUAUGCUUCGAGGGCCCGUGGCAGAGCGGAGCAUAUUCCAUGAGAUUGGUACGGCUACAGUUGUCGAUCAGACUGUGUAUAUUUUACUCGAGGGCAUUUUGGAUGAGAGGUCAGAUGAUGUUUGCAUAUCCGCUGCAAAUUCACUCAAGGCCCUGUAUGCCCGAAUCACAGACCGUGUCGUGUUGGCUAGUAUUAUGCCCCGGACUGUCUCUACACUGGCAAAGGUGAUACGCCCCACGACCCAAAGUCGGCGAUCCUACACGCUCUUGCAGAUAUGUCUUGAGAUUCUGAGUCACAUUCUGAAAGCUGUACUCAGCGACCUUGCUACCGUCACUAGCGAGAAAUCCGCUCCGGUUUCUACAGAGUCGGACAAAAUGGCUCUGGAUGCCUCUUGGCUGAAGGCUACAACCACUCAGAUCAAGCUCGCGUUGGUGAAUGUCACCCAAGUGCGUCGCCAUCAAAGACCCGAAGUCCAAUCUGCACUACUGGAUCUUUGUGUGAUGGUAAUUGAAGAUUGCCAGGCCACGCUGAAGGAUGCUGUUCCCAUGAUGGCAGAAACCAUUGUUGUCUUGGCCGAUAAAGAAGAUGAUACUCCAAAUCAGGCCUAUCUAAGUCUUAUGCAUAUCGCUACCACAUACCCAAUUGUGUUAGACUCGCUCAAGGAAUCGCUCCAUACUUGGCUCACAUCCUUUCCUCGAAUCAUGCAAAGCAAUGAUGAAACAGCCAAGCAAUGGGGAAUCCGACAAAUUUCGACUGUCUUUCAGGUCUUGUCUCAAGUCCAAUCUGGAUCAGACCUUCUGACGGGCAGUCUGGCUUCUGGAUUGUGUGAUAGUGUCGGUGCCGUCGUAAAGCACGGCAACAGUACCUUUCAGCCAUUAUUGUCCUCGGUUGAUCUGAGCUGGGACAUUCUUGUUUCUGACUCGAAGUCAAUGGCCUUCCCGCCUAUCCUACUUGAACACCAAAGCCAGCAGCAAACAUUAAAAGAUAUGCGAUCUUUGAUUAUGCGACUCAAUCUCUCGGAGUCAGGGAACGAAAUAACCCGGUCAAUUAUCAACCGCUUGCAUAACGCGUCUGAUGGUUCGGCCGUCGCUCCAUACUGGCUCGCCUUAACUUCCCUCCGUGCCCAGUCGCAGCACUCAGCUGAUUUCGACGCCUUCAUUGUUGAUGACCAACUGGAGCAAUCCACGUCGCUCGCCAACCGCGUCAGGAUGAUCGAAGAGCUGUACUACACUUCACUGACCAUCUUGACUGACCUCCCUGCCGAUGGUUCCGGUGACUGGCGCAUGUCAGCACUCGCGCUGGAGGCCGUCGCCCUUCAAGCUCAGCAACUCGGCAAGGCUUUCCGACCUGAGCUUAUGGACGCCUUGUAUCCAACCCUAACACUACUUGCCUCCAACAAUCCUACUCUCCAGCGGCACGCCAUGAUAUGUCUCAAUACCCUUACCGAGGCGUGCAACUACCCCGACACCUCCUCCAUGGUCAUUGAUAAUGUGGACUACUUGGUGAACUCGGUAGCCCUGAAGCUGAAUACAUUUGAUGUGUCACCACAUCCGCCCCAGGUCCUUUACAUGAUGGUCAAGCUGUGCGGUGCACCACUUGUUCCAUACUUGGAUGAUCUAGUUGACUCUGUCUUUGGCAUUCUUGAUCUCUACCACGGUUAUCCCAAACUGGUUGAAAUGAUGUUCAAAACGUUGACUGCUAUCGUCGAAGAAGGGUCAAAGAAACCAUCUCUUUUGACGAUCGAUAGCGACCGGGAGACCGGAUCCCAUGACAGCCGCAAAUCACGAUAUGAGAAUAUCUCCAUAGCAAGGCUCGCAAGCGAUAUUUCGCAUCGAAAGUUGAAACAUAUCGACGACAUUGAAAAUGACGUGGAUAUCGACCGCAAUGAUUCGCACCCGACGAAACCCUGGUCGGAAACCUAUGAGAAGCUGCCACCUGAGCCGGAGUCCAUUGAGGAGCUCCUAAACAAAGCCGAAUCCGAUGAGCCUCUCCCUCCACCCAAAGAGCCAGAGGAUAGCGAGAAGCCGUUGAGCAAGACCCACUCUCUUCUUCUACACAUUGUCAAAUCCAUCCCGUCUCACAUCUCAUCCCCCUCACCAUACCUUCGACGCUCCCUUCUCUCAAUACUCAUCGAGGUGCUGCCAGCCCUGUCGCAAAAUGAAAACAGCUUUCUGCCACUCAUCAAUGAUCUGUGGCCUUCAGUUGCGUCCAGGGUCAUAUUCCCCUCGUCGCUAGCAAAUGAUUCAUCCUCCUCGACAGCCCUCAUGACACGACCAUCCCCGGAAUCUCAAAGCUCUGCCAACCAAUCAGAUACCCAUACCUUCCAAGAAGAAACAUUUGUCAUCACAACCGCUUGCCAGGUUAUUGAGGAAAUGUGUAAGGGUGCAGGUGAUUUCAUGGCCUCCCGCAUCGAGACAGAGUUCCCGCGCUGGCAGCGACUCUACCGGCGCGUCUGGACUCAGGUACGGCAGGACUCCGAAGCGGCCAAUGAGCGACGGGCUCGACACCUACGGCAGACCAAAACUGCCUCGACCGCUGGAGUAUCAACUUCGCAGUCUACAGGCGAAGCAUCCGAUUUGCGUCUCGCGCUCACCUCGUCCCUGGCCUUGUCGCAUACCACGCCUGGCUCUCGAGCAUUUACACCUGAGCAUACUUUGUGGAGGUCUUUAUUAUCAUUGUUCAUUACGGUGCUUUCACAUGUCCGGCUACCGCUGGAAGCUGGUGAUCAAAUUUGUGAAAUGCUGGGUGCAUGGAUCGCACUCUUCGUUGGGCCGGAGUAUUACUUCCAAGCAUCGACACGGUAUUCUUCUUUUGCAUUGAACGAUUCUCUCAAAGGCGUCAUAGAAUCGGUUGAAACUGCCAUCCAGGCAAUGGAGACGUGGAACCCUGAUUUGACUUGGUUCAUCAUGGUUUCCCAUAAAACCAAGUCACUUGGCGCUCGUCCCUCUGUGAUCAAUGAUGCUGUUGAAGCUUUCGGGGAGACCUUGCGGUACACAGAAGUAACAUUCUAG
Penicillium canariense is the source of this 3465-nucleotide messenger RNA. RefSeq lists its product as uncharacterized. The record is from RefSeq and is a predicted model, not a curated record. NCBI's taxonomy places the organism in Eukaryota, Fungi, Ascomycota, Eurotiomycetes, Eurotiales, Aspergillaceae. Gene Ontology annotation, biological process: chromatin remodeling. The transcript has 2 exons. The coding region runs from base 1 to 3465 and encodes 1154 amino acids. Gene Ontology annotation, cellular component: cytoplasm.